GUCGUCUUGCAUUCAGAGAGGAUGAGGUGAGGGAUGUUGCUGCUCCUGCUGCCUGCCGCGUGGACACAACUCUGCAGGCUCGGAAGCAUACGACUGGUCCCACACACGCUUGUGGUGGUGCCGAUCUGGGAUGUAAGCGUGACUUCUUCCCAUGUGAGUGGCAAAGGAAGACAUCAGGUGUGAAUAUGGAGGGUUUUUUCUGCUGAGUCAUGAGGACAACAUCGCAAAAAUGACAACCAGAAAGGUCGCAAACACCUUGACCUCAUCCUGACACAUCCUCCUCUGCUUCCUCCUCAUCACAUCUCCUAGUGGACAUUUUAUACUUCCUCAUUUGGAUUAUUGCUUUUCAGAAGAUUCAGGGACUAUAAUUUUCCUCCUGGACGAAAUGACAAACGUCUUAGCCUCAGUUUUAUCCUUAAUCUGACCUGAUAUUAAUUAUCCUACCUUUUUCUGGUGGAACUGCGCUUUGCCAGACGUCCCCCCCUUGACCUCGACAAAUUAAGGCAUUAUGGGAGACGGGAGCUGGGUGUGUCUGAGCCCGGCUGAGUUCAAUCAGCUCCAACAGUACAGUGAGUACUCCACCAAAAAGUUAAAGGAUGUUCUGGAGGAGUUCCACGGCGAAGGAGUGCUCUCCAAAUAUAACCCUGAGCAGCAGCGUGAUGUUCUCGACAAACCUAUCGACUAUGAGGGCUUUCAGCUCUUUAUGGCCACGUACCUGGAGAACGACAUCCCGCAAGAACUGUGUCAGCACCUCUUUACCUCCUUCAAGAGCAAGACGGGAGGUGCCUUGCCCGACCAUUGUCGAGCUGCAGGAAGCUUAUUGGAGUCCUGCUCCAUUGAUGCUGGUAUCUCUAUUCACACCGAGGUGGCGUGUGCCCCCAUCACAGGCAUGAACGGUAAGAGCAUCCUGUCGGCGAUGGGUCGACACACGCCGGAGCUUGCCAGCGGCACUGAGGCCGCCACCUCCCCUUGUUCGUCCCGCUCCUCUUCACAGCGGUCCAGAACUGGGGCCCACACACCCGGGGGGGCCCACCGCUCUCCUUGUAUCCAGGUCAAGCCUUGCCAGCGCAGCAAUAACGCCCUGACCCCUAAUGCCGGCCCAGCCCGGUCGCCAGUGUCACCCCCGAAACUUUCACCAGAGAUAAGCCGCUCGGAGAAGCAGUCGUUGCUACGGAGGACGCCGUCACCCCACAAAGGAUCCCCCCAGUCAGUUCCACAGGUGGUCUUCUUGAAGGACAUUGUUUGCUACCUUUCCCUGCUGGAGCGUGGCACACCAGAGGACAAGCUGGAGUUCAUGUUCCGGCUGUACGACACAGACGGCAACGGCGUCUUGGAUAGUUCGGAGCUGGACCGCAUCAUCAAUCAGAUGGUACACGUUGCCGAGUAUCUGGAAUGGGACUCGACAGAACUACGGCCGAUUCUGAAGGAAAUGAUGGAGGAAAUCGACUACGAUGGGGAUGGCACAGUCACCCUGGAAGAGUGGAUCAGAGGAGGCCUGACUACCAUCCCCUUGCUGGUUUUGCUCGGCAUGGACACGAAUGUUCAGGAGGAUGGCCAACACGUGUGGCGCCUGAAGCACUUCAACAAACCGGCCUACUGUAACUUUUGUCACACCAUGCUGCUGGGCGUGCGCAAGCAGGGCCUCUGCUGUUCCUUAUGCAAGUACACGGUGCACGAGCGCUGUGUGUCCAAAGACAUCGCCGCCUGCAUUAGCACCUACGCCAAGUCCCGCAGGCACACCAACGCUAUGCAGCACGUGUGGAUGGAGGGCAACUCACCGACCAAAUGUGACCGAUGUCACCGGAGUAUCAAAUGUUAUCAAGGCUUGACCGGUCUCCACUGUGUGUGGUGCCAGAUCACUCUGCAUAACAAAUGCGCGUCCCAUGUGAAGCCAGAGUGUGACGGAGGAGCCUUGAGGGACCACACCUUGCUGCCCUCCUACAUUUGUCCUGUCGUCUUGGACCGCCAGUCUGUGGUGAAACGCGGAGAAGGCGACUCUCCUCCCUGCACCAGCCCGGACGACAUCAACCAAGUGUUCAAAUUCUCCCCUGGAGACGGACAAGCAUUGCAGAUCUCACCCUUCCCGGGCACUCACCCUCUGCUGGUGCUGGUUAAUCCCAAAAGUGGUGGAAGACAGGGGGAAAGGGUUCUCAGGAAGUUCCGAUACCUUCUCAACCCACGGCAGGUGCACAGUUUGGACCAAGGUGGCCCAGCACUCAGGCUCAACUUUUUUCAUGACGUCCCUGAUUUCCGAGUGCUCGCUUGUGGCGGGGACGGCACCGUUGGCUGGAUCCUGGACUGUAUAGACAAGGCCAGCUUCGUUCGGCACCCCCCGGUGGCCAUCCUGCCGCUGGGGACAGGCAACGACCUGGCACGCUGCCUCCGCUGGGGGGGAGGAUAUGAGGGGGGCAGCUUGCUAAAGUUCCUGCGCGACAUCGAGCACAGUAUCGAGGUUGGGCUGGACCGCUGGAACAUCGACAUAGUGCCCGAUGACAAGGAGGAGAAGGGUGACCCGGUACCCUACAACAUCGUCAACAACUACUUUUCUAUCGGAGUGGAUGCCUCCAUCGCCCAUCGCUUCCAUCUGAUGAGGGAGAAGCACCCGGAGAAGUUCAACAGCAGAAUGAAGAACAAGUUGUGGUACUUUGAGUUCGGCACCACCGAGACCAUUUCAGCCACUUGCAAAAAGCUCAACGAGUGCAUUGAGGUUGAGUGCGACGGCAUCAUAUUGGACCUGAGCAACACCUCCUUGGAGGGCAUCGCAGUGCUCAACAUUCCCAGCAUGCACGGUGGCUCCAAUCUGUGGGGCGAGACCAAGAGGCGGCGUAACUACAACCGCAUGAGCAAGAAGGUUUCUGAGCGGAUUCCAAGUAGCACCGUCACCGACCCUAAAGAGCUCAAGUUUUGCAUGCAAGACUUUAGCGACCAACUUCUGGAGGUGGUGGGCCUUGAGGGGGCCAUCGAGAUGGGCCAAAUCUACACGGGGCUGAAGAGUGCCGGGCGGCGCCUAGCUCAAUGCACCAACGUCACCAUCAGAACAUCUCGUAGGCUGCCGAUGCAGAUUGACGGCGAGCCCUGGAUGCAACCGCCGUGCACGAUCAGGAUCACCCACAAGAACCAGGUUCCCAUGUUGCUGGGUCCACCCCAGAAGACACCCUUCUUUUUUUUCAAGAAGCGCACCCGCAGUCGGGACUAAAAUGCUAAAAAGGUUUACGCAUCCAGAGUUGACUCACUAUACCAUAAUAAUUAAAAAAAAAAAAAAAAAAGAGAUAAACACACACAGGCAGCUCUACCAGGUCUGAAACUCUCCGAGUGAUCCCUCCAGUCAACUGCCAACACACGCCAAACGCCUGCCAAACAUGAAAACAGGAAGUGAUGCAAGGAUGACAACAGGAAGUUGCCUUACGUGUCCAGAACAAGUCUCAUACAUAAUUGGUGUUGCUUGUACCAACGCCCGAUUCAGAGAGGGAAGAGGCUUCAUCCAUUAUUGACCCCUUUUGUUCUGGGCUGUCUGGCAGCGGGUCGUCCAGAAUGGGGCCAAACACGUCAGGAUCUUUGCAUCCCUCUAAACGUACCUUCAGAGCGACUUUGGCAACACGGGCUUCAAAUUUGAAAGCUGAUAUUCGAGUGGUCCAAUUACUGUACAUCCCCUCAGGGACCAACAGCCAGAUCACUGCAGGUUUUUAUGUACCAAAGCUAAAACUGCAAGCCCCCCCUUUCUAAAUGCAUCCCGCUAUUUCGGGAAGGGUCUAAUUUGCCGCCCGCGAAACAUGAAGCCUGAUUAUGAACGGCGGCUUCCUGUCGCGUGUGUCCCAACUGUCAAAAGGUGAGGGAGAAUGUUAAAAUUAUGUCAAAUUGUACACGACGCAUAGUAUUUGUAUAUAUCAGGAAUGUAGUAUUAGAUCACAUGUACUGUGCAGACAAGUGUGUUUUAAUAUAUCGCCGUCAUUGCAAGCUCAGCACCUCAUGUCAGUGGGUUGAGAGGUUUUCCCCUUAAAUUGAAUUCAAAUCCUUAUUUUUUUUUAAUUCACCAUUUCUGAAUCAUUUUAGGGUUUCAAAACGGGAGCAAAUUAUUUCUACUUAGAAAGUCAUGAGUUUGACUUAUGGGAAGUCGCCAAUUUAACUACUGUACGUGUAGACGCGCCGGUCAGCUGUUUGGAAUUCAACACCUUAUUUCCCAUCGUAGGAAUUAUCAUAAAUCAAACUGUCGCCAAGCAACCUUUGAGUGUAAUUUUAACGUUAACAAGUGUACAAAUGAGACCAAACAAAUAAAUCAAGUGUAACGGAAAUGAAUCGUGUUACAAAUGCGCCUCAUGCUAAAAAAAUUUUAACAUUCUUAAUUUGCCCACAAGUAGGGCUGCUACCAACGAUUAUUUUAAGAAUUGAUUCAUCUUUUGAUUUUCGGAAACUGAUGAAUCAAAGAAUCAGAUUUUCAAAAAGAUGUUUGUGGGAAAAAAAAAGGAUAUUAUUUCAGAGACUGUUUUGAAACGCACAAAUUAAUUUUUAUUCAGUUACUGGUUUGCUCCAUAAACAUCAGAACAUUCUUAUUUUAUUUUCAUUAAUCAUUCGAUCAAACUGAUAACCGAUGACUUGACAAUUUAUCGAUUAGCUUUUGCUCUUCUCCACGCACAUUUAAAAAGAAGUGAGUUCAACUUUUGGGGGAUCAGCAUCUCAGUCCACUGAUGUUUUUGCAAGACACUCAGCGUGAGACAAAUUAAGAUGUGCUACGGGGUGAGGCUUUGUCGGCUUUACCUCACUUGUUCCCUUUAAAAACACGCAGAGUUCACUUCAACUCAUCAAUGCUGUUUAAAAAAAAAAAAACACUGAGACAGAAUAUAACAUAGUGAGUGUGUAUGUGAAGCGGAAACGAUUGCGUGUUUGCAGUAACGUCAUAUUUACUGUUCAAGCAAUGUCGUAGACCACUAUAACCACAUUGAAUGUACAUGUAGCACCUGUUUGUGACAUUUCAUGUGACAUCAUGUUAUCACAUGCCUGCUGUAACAACAAUAGAGUGAGAGAUACUCAAAAA
This is a messenger RNA of Syngnathus acus (greater pipefish), 5029 nucleotides long. RefSeq names its product diacylglycerol kinase beta (gene dgkg). The record is from RefSeq and is a predicted model, not a curated record. Gene Ontology annotation, biological process: diacylglycerol metabolic process; intracellular signal transduction; lipid phosphorylation. Gene Ontology annotation, molecular function: ATP-dependent diacylglycerol kinase activity; calcium ion binding. The transcript is spliced from 27 exons. The coding region runs from base 509 to 3196 and encodes 895 amino acids. Gene Ontology annotation, cellular component: plasma membrane. NCBI's taxonomy places the organism in Eukaryota, Metazoa, Chordata, Actinopteri, Syngnathiformes, Syngnathidae.